UAAGUAGAUUUCUUUUAGGUUUUAGUUUCCCAUAUCGCAACCACACUCGGGUGGAGGAAGAAGUUUGACCAUGUCGAGCAACAAAGAUGACGGUGCAGCAGACAGAAUCAAAGCGGCCGCUCUAACCGCCGCCAAGGGUCUGAGCCGCGCCCAGGCUGAGCGAGCAGCCACCGCCGCUGCUCGUAAUGUGAACGCGUACGGGCAGAAGGAAGAGGGCCCCAGCAGAUGGCAAGAGAGGAAAGAAGCCAAGAGGCAGAUGUACCUAAUGAGUACCGAAAAGCAAGUCCGAUUGGGCGAAAGAAAAGACACCAAGAACUCAGCUCCAACACUCGGUGCAUCUUCACAAUGCCAAAAGUGCUACCAAACAGGGCACUGGACUUACGAGUGCAAGAACGAGAGGGUUUACAUUUCGAGACCAUCUCGCACACAGCAACUGAAGAACCCGAAACUUAGAAUGAAGGUUUCCAUUUCGUAUGAUUUGGACAACCCCGAUAUACCAGUAGAGGAUAAGAGUGAGAAAAAGCGCGAAAAAAAGAAGAGUAAAAAGAAGCACAAGUCCGGGACUAAGUCGGAUAAUGACAGCGAGGCUUCGGUUUUCGAAUCGGACAGUGAUCGUUCGUCUGUUACAGGAUCGGACGAUGACUCUUCUGGAGAGAGUGAGUCGAGCUAUAGUUCUUCGACUGAUUCGGAAGAGGAGAGGAGGAGAAAGAGGAAGAGUAAGAAACAGAAACAGAGGAGGAGAAGCCAUCGUAGAAGCAGCUCUUCGUCUGAAUCUUCCGAGUCGGAGUCUGAUUCGGAUUCUGAUUCUGAUGGUAAGAGCCGUCGGAGAAAGGGCAAGAGUAAGAGGCAUGGUACGAAAGCACUGAGACAAGGUGCAAUGAAAGUCGAAAUUGUGGUGUUACGACAUGGUGUAACUCUUUAGGAUGUCUUGUUUUUAAAUGAGUUUGUUUAGUACGUUGAAGGGAAGUAUUUGACGAGGCCUAAAACUCUGUAGGAGAUUGCGUUUUCGAUAAUUUUGUUUGUAAUGUGUUUCCUUGCAGUGUGAUUGUUACAUUGUUUACUUAUGAUUAGAUUUUACCUUUGGUUUGUGCUCUUGUUGAAUGCAUUGAAGUUUGGUU
Messenger RNA from Erythranthe guttata (spotted monkey flower), 1118 nucleotides. Its product is annotated as zinc knuckle (CCHC-type) family protein. The record is from RefSeq and is a predicted model, not a curated record. Lineage: Eukaryota; Viridiplantae; Streptophyta; Magnoliopsida; Lamiales; Phrymaceae. Gene Ontology annotation, molecular function: zinc ion binding; nucleic acid binding.